Messenger RNA from Habropoda laboriosa, 939 nucleotides. Its product is annotated as omega-amidase NIT2. Gene Ontology annotation, cellular component: mitochondrion. NCBI's taxonomy places the organism in Eukaryota, Metazoa, Arthropoda, Insecta, Hymenoptera, Apidae. The record is from RefSeq and is a predicted model, not a curated record. The transcript is spliced from 6 exons. Bases 1 to 939 code for a protein of 312 amino acids. Gene Ontology annotation, molecular function: omega-amidase activity. Gene Ontology annotation, biological process: oxaloacetate metabolic process; L-glutamine metabolic process.
AUGCAAAAAUAUUUGCAAUUGUGUGAAGCAGUGCACAUAACCUCGAAAGAAAUUAUGGUAUUGAAUAUCGGUUGGCAAGUAAUAGUGAGAACAAUGUCGACAUUACGUUUAGCAUUAGUGCAACUCAAAGUAAACGAAGCUAAAGUUACAAAUAUAGAGCGAGCAGUUUCGUUCAUUUCAAAUGCGAAAAAGCAGAACGCUGACGUUGUCGCCCUUCCCGAAUGCUUCAAUUCACCAUACGGAAUACAAUAUUUUCCAAAAUAUGCCGAAAAUAUUACCGACGGUGAAACAUGCCGCGCGUUAUCAAAAGCAGCUAAAGAAAACAGCAUCUAUGUGAUCGGUGGUACAAUACCCGAAAGAGAUGGCGAUAAAUUGUACAAUACUUGCACUGUUUGGGGUCCAGAUGGAGCUCUAAUAACGAAACACAGAAAGGUACACUUGUUCGACAUCGACAUUCCUAACAAAAUUACUUUCCGCGAGAGUGAUUCGCUCAGUCCUGGUAACGCCUUGUCCAUGUUCGAGGUCAAGGACUGCAAGAUAGGUAUUGGCAUUUGCUAUGACAUUAGAUUCGAGGAGAUGGCGCGCAUUUAUCGGAACAAAGGUUGCCAAAUGCUGAUAUAUCCGGCGGCAUUCAAUAUGACCACUGGGCCACUACACUGGUCGUUGCUUCAGCGUUCCAGAGCGAAUGACAAUCAAUUAUACGUUGCCUGUAUAUCGCCGGCUCGUGUCCCUUCGGCUAGUUACGUCGCAUGGGGCCAUACACAGUUAACCAAUCCGUGGGGGAAAAUCCUUCACGAUCUAGACACGGACGAGAGCAUGGUGAUCGCAGAUAUAGACAUGAACGUUGUGGAAGAAGUGAGAGCUCAGAUACCCACAUUUUCUCAGAGGCGUACCGACUUAUAUGACACUGUUUGGAAAAAAAAUGAAAAUUCGUCGUAA